AUGCCCUUUACCCCCGUCGAGGCGGUCCUUGGAGGGGUAGCCAUCGGCUUAACUGUCUUCUGGAAUGCGCGCCUGAACGGUUCUGUAACCGGUAUCUCGGGUGAGCUUGGCCGAGCGCUUCGCGGUUCUGCCUCCUCCACUGCUUUCAUCACGGGCUUGAUAUCCUCUGGCAUAAUCUUGAAGCGAGUGUUCCCCAGUCUCUUCGCAUUGGACGCGCUAAGUGUAAUUCACACCCCCUCUAUAAUUGUGGCGGCAUUUCUCGUCGGAUUCGGUACCAAGCUCGGUAAUGGCUGUACAUCAGGUCAUGGCGUCUGCGGCCUGUCUCGAUUUUCAUUCAGAUCUCUCGUCUCUACUCUUACCUUUAUGGGCACAGGCAUGAUCACAGCUACUUGCAUGUCCUCUCUUUCGCAGUAUCAAAACACUCUCGAUCUUCUCAAGUCAUCAGGUGACAGGACGGAGUCUCUCUUGCCGAAAGACUUUUCAUGGAUGCUUUCCAUCGCUGCGGUUGCCUCCUCACUCCCCUUCAUCCUGGGCCUUCUUUGUCAGCACGCUCGCAAAGACUCAGAUCACAAGAUGAUACUACGACAAAGCAUUCAAUAUGUCUUGGGUCUAUGCUUUGGCGGCGGGCUGGUUGUCUCGGGGAUGGUCAUGCCAUACAAGACGGUCGCAUUCCUCGACCUGCACUUUGACUCAUGGGACCCGUCGCUCGUUUUCGUCUUUGUCGGAGCACUGCCGGUGGCCGUUGCGGGGUUUCAGCCCAUCAUACAUGGGACUAAACCGGUGUUGACAAACGCACACUCCUUGCCGAAAAGCACUAGAGUGGAUAGGAGACUGGUAGUGGGCGCUGUCUUGUUUGGCAUGGGGUGGGGACUUUUGGGGUUGUGUCCGGGACCGGCAAUGGUGUAUCUUGGAGCGUUUCCGCGAACCUUGAACAUUCUAGUGUUCUGUGGAAGCCUUGUAGUCGGGAAUGUUGCUGGGCAAUUGGUGAUUGAUGCUUUGUAA
This is a messenger RNA of Chondrus crispus (carragheen), 1002 nucleotides long. RefSeq lists its product as hypothetical. The coding region runs from base 1 to 1002 and encodes 333 amino acids. NCBI's taxonomy places the organism in Eukaryota, Rhodophyta, Florideophyceae, Gigartinales, Gigartinaceae. The record is from RefSeq and is a predicted model, not a curated record. Gene Ontology annotation, cellular component: plasma membrane. The transcript has a single exon.